Molecule: messenger RNA, 10078 nt
Organism: Acinonyx jubatus (cheetah)
Lineage: Eukaryota; Metazoa; Chordata; Mammalia; Carnivora; Felidae
Gene: OPHN1
Product: oligophrenin 1
Exons: 23
Coding region: 4111-6219 (702 amino acids)
Biological process (GO): signal transduction
Cellular component (GO): cytoplasm
Molecular function (GO): GTPase activator activity; protein binding
Source: RefSeq, a predicted model, not a curated record
AAAUGGGUGAUGGCAUUGAGGAGGGCACUUGUUGGGAUGAGCACUGGAUAUUGUAUGUACGUGAUGAACCACGGGAAUCUACCCCAAAAACUGAGAGCACACUUUACACACUGUAUGUUAGCCAAUUUGACAAUAAAUUAUAUUUAAAAAAAAUGAGGCAGAUGAAUAAACAGACAAUUGCAAUACAAUGUAAGUAUUGUGGUAGAGGUAGGCACACAGUAGCCCCUAUUCCACACUGUGUGUGUGUGUGUGCGUGCGUGUGUGUGUGUGCGUGUGUGUAUGUGCGUGUGUCUGUCUGUCUGUCUUGUAUUAGUGGUGGGGAGAAUAAACAAGGAAGGCUUCUGAGAAAGAUUAUAUCUAAGUUAGAUCCAGGGCUAGGGUGAGGCAAGUGAGGCUUCUAAGGCAAACAUUUAAUAAAGCACUUAUUCUCAGAUUCAUGGAAAGUACAGGUGGGCACCAGAGUGUGAAUGCCUCCUUAAAUUUUGUACCCUAAGUGCCUCAUCUGCCUCUUUUCUGUUUUGGUCCUGAUCUGAGUUGAAUUUCUAAAGGAUGAAUGAGAAUUAAAGAGGGGAGAGAAAACACAUAAAAAAGGCACAGUUGAGGGGAGUGAGAUUAUCUCUCUUGAUACUGGAGGACAUUGAAUGUGACUGGAAAGAGUAGGGAGGAGUCAGAGAUUAAGACCUAGAGAUUGCAUAAAGGCUAAGUUAGAGUCUUGGCAGGUAAUAAAAGUGAGAAAAGCAGGCUGGAUAUAGGAUGCAAUUGAUAUUCUGUCUCUGUGACUUGGUAAUGAGAGGUAGGGCUGUGGUGAACAAAAAAAGACAUGCUCCAUCUAAGAGCAGCAUCUUUGACUGGGUUCCAGUGAUUGUUUCUACCUAAAAUAUUUGGGUCUACAUUGCCAUAAUCUCUUAUUUUUUUCCAGAAAGUGACACCCAUAUAUUUUAUGCCUAGUAUUAAGUGCCACCAGUAAAUUAAAAUUGAAAACACAGCAAACCAAACAAAACAUACCUGUUGGCCGAACACACUGCAUGGGUUUGUGAUGCUGUUGCCUGGGUUAGACAAUAAGGGGCCUGGAAUACCUCAUGAAAUAUUUUGGAUUGUAUCCUGAAGCUUAUGGGGAGUAAUACCCAAAUGGCAAAUGAUCAAGCAGGAGACCUAGGCAGAUACCCAAAAGAUUUGCUUUAACCUUAAAAACUCUGAGUAUUAUCUGGUAGACCUCACCAGAUAUAUUAUUGUGUUUCAUGUGUUGUUAAUUUUAACCAUUCUAACAGGUAUGCAGUAGUAUGAUACAGUGGUUUUGAUUUGUAUGUCUCUGAUGAUGAGUGAGCAUCUUGUCAUGCAUCUGUUAGCCAUCUGGAUGUCUUUCUUGGAAAAGUGCCUAUUCAUAUUGUCUGCCCAUUUCUUAACUGGAUUAUUUGUUUUCUGGGUGUUGAAUUUGUUAAAAUCUGUAAAGAUUUUGGAUAUUAACCCUUUAUCAGAUGUCAUUUGCAAAAAUUUUCUUCCAUUACUUACCCUGCCUUUUAGUUUUGUUGAUCAUUUUGUUCCCUGUGCAGAAAGAAGCUUUUUAUCUUGUUGAAAUCCCACUAGUUCAUGUUUGCUUUUGUUUCCCUUGCCUCUGGUGAUGUGUCUUGUAAGAAGUUGCUAUGACUGAGGUCAAAGAGGUCGCUGCUUGUAUUCUUCUCUGGGGUUUUGAUGGUUUUCUGUCUCACAUUUAGGUCUUUCAUCAAUUUUGAAUUUAUUUUUGUUUAUGGUGUAAGAAAGUGGUUCAGUUUCAUUCUUCUGAAUGUUGCUGUCUAGUUGUCCCAACGCCAUUUGUUGAAGAGACUGUCUUUUUACAAUUGGAUUCUUUUUCCUGCUUUGUCAAAAAUUACUUGAUGAUACAGUUUUGGGUCUAUUGCUGGGUUCUCUAUUCUGUUCCAUUUGUCUAUGCGUCUGUUUUGGUGCCAGUACCAUACUGUCUUGAAGAUUAUAGCUUAAUAAUAUAACUUGAAAUAUGGAAUCAUGAUGUCUCCAGUUUUAUUUUUCUUUUACAAUAUUGCUUUGACUAUCCAGGGUCUUUUGGACUUCCAUACAAAUUUUAGGAUUGUUUGUUCUAGCUCUGUGAAAAAUGUUGGUGGUAUGCUGAUGGAGAUUGCAUUAAAUGUGGAUUGCUUUGGGUAGUAUAAACAUUUUAACAAUGUUUGUUCUUCCAAACCAUGAGAAUGGAAUACUUUUCCAUUUAUUUGUAUUAUCUUCAAUUUGUUUUAUAAGUGUGCUAUAGUUUUCACUGUAAAGAUUGUUUACCUGUUUGGUUAGGUUUAUUCCUAGGUUUCUAAUUGUUUUUGGUACAAUUGCAAAUGGGAUCAAUUCCUUGAUUUCUUUUUCUACUGCUUUGUUAUUGGUGCAUAGAAAUGCAACUGAUUUCUGUAUGUUGAUUUUAUAUCCUGUGACUUUGCUGAAUUCUUGUAUUCGUUCCAGAAAUUUUUUGAUGGAGUCUUUUAGGUUUUCUACAUAGAGUAUCAUGUUGUAUGUAAAUAGUGAAAGUUUGUCUUUUUUCUUUGAUUUGGAUGCCUUUAAUUUCUUUGUUGUCUGAUUGCUGAGGCUAAGACUUCCUUGUUAAAUAAUACUGGUGAGAGUGGACAUCCUUGUCUUGUUCCUGAGUAUAGGGGAAAUGAAAAGCUCUUAAUUUCUCCCCACUGAGGAUGAUAUUAGCCUUGGAUCUUUCAUAUAUGGCCUUUAUGAUGUGGAGGGUUUUUAAUCAAGAAUGGAUGCUGUACUUUGCCAAAUGCUUUUUCUGCAUCUAUUGAGAGGAUCAUAUAAUUAUAAUCCUUUCUAUUAUUAAUAUGAUGUAUCACAUUGGUUGAUUUGUGAAUAUUGAACCAGAACUGCAGCCCAGGGAUAAAUCCCACUUGAUCAUGGUGAAUAAUUCUUUUAACGUACUGUUGAAUUUGAUUUGCUAGUAUCUUGUUGAGAAUUUGUACAUCCAUGUUCACCAGGGAUAUUAGCCUGUAAUUCUCCUUUUUGUGAGGUCUUUGUCUGGUUUUGGAAUGAAGGUAAUGCUGGCUUAUAGAAUGAGUUUGUAAGUUUUCCUUCCUUUUAUAUUUUUUGGAACAGUUUGAGAAGAAUAGGUAUUAACUCUUCUUUCAGUGUCUGGUAGAUUUCCUCUGAGAAGCCAUCUGGGCCUGGAAUUUUGUUUUUUGGGAGAUACUUUAUUACUGAUUCAGUUUCUUUGCUGGUAAUGGGUCUGUUCAAAUUCUCUAUUUCUUCCUGUUUCAGUUUUUGGUAGUUUCUAGGUUUCCAGGAAUUUACCCAUUCCUUCCAGGGUGCCCUGUUUAUUGGCAUAUAAUGUUUUAUCAUAUUGUCUUGUAAUUGUUUGUAUUUCUGUGGUGUUGUUUAUGAUCUCUCCCCUUUCAUUCAUGAUUUUAUUUCUUUAGGUUCUUUCUCUUUUCUUUUUUAUAAGUCUAUCUAGGGGUUUGUGAAUUUUAUUAAUUCUUUAGUAGAACCAGCUCUUAGUUUCAUUGAUCUUUUCUACUGGUUUUGUUUGUUUCUAUAUUGUUUAUUUCUGCUCUAUUCUUUAUUAUUUCACUUUAGGCUAGCUUUAGGCUUUAUUGACUGUUCCCUUUCUAGUUCCUUCAGGGGUAAGGUUAGGUUGUGUAUUUGAGACCAUUCUUGCUUCUUGAAGUAGAUUUGUAUUGCAAUAUACUUCCCUCUUAGGAUUGCCUCUGCUGCAUAAUAAAGGUUUUGGACUGUAGUGUUUUCAUUUUAUUUUGCUUCUAUGCAUUUUUAAUUUCCUCUUUAAUUUCAUGGUUAACUCAUUCAUUCUUUUUUUUUUUAAUUUUUUUAACGUUUAUUUAUUUUUGAGACAGAGAGAGACAGAGCAUGAACGGGGGAGGGUCAGAGAGAGAGCGAGACACAGAAUCUGAAACAGGCUCCAGGCUCUGAGCCAUCAGCACAGAGCCUGACGCGGGGCUUGAACUCACGAACCGCGAGAUCAUGACCUGAGCCGAAGUCGGACGCUUAACCGACUGAGCCACCCAGGCGCCCCAACUCAUUCAUUCUUUAGUAGGAUGUUCUUUUACCUCUGAAUCCUUCAAGGAAUUUGCUGAAUUGCUCAAUGAAGUAGAAAAUGAAAGGAUGAUGAUGGUACACAAUGCUAGUGAUUUGCUGAUUAAACCCCUGGAAAAUUUUCGGAAGGAGCAAAUAGGCUUCACCAAGGAACGGAAAAAGAAAUUUGAAAAGGAUGGUGAAAGAUUUUAUUCCUUGCUGGAUCGGCACUUACAUCUGUCUUCCAAAAAGAAAGAAUCUCAGUUACAAGAGGCAGACCUCCAGGUGGACAAAGAGAGGCAUAAUUUCUUUGAGUCCUCCCUUGAUUAUGUUUAUCAAAUCCAGGAAGUUCAGGAGUCUAAGAAGUUCAAUAUUGUGGAGCCAGUCUUGGCCUUUCUUCAUAGCCUCUUCAUUUCCAACAGCUUGACUGUAGAGCUCACACAGGAUUUUCUCCCAUACAAACAGCAGCUCCAGCUCAGUUUGCAGAAUACAAGAAAUCAUUUCUCCAGUACUCGGGAAGAGAUGGAAGAACUUAAGAAAAGGAUGAAAGAAGCUCCCCAGACAUGCAAACUUCCAGGACAGCCAACCAUCGAAGGCUAUCUCUAUACACAAGAGAAAUGGGCUUUGGGAAUAUCCUGGGUCAAAUAUUACUGCCAGUAUGAGAAAGAGACCAAAACGCUCACCAUGACACCUACGGAGCAGAAGCCAGGUGCUAAGCAGCAGGGGCCCUUGGACUUAACGCUGAAGUACUGCGUGAGGAGGAAGACAGAGUCUAUCGACAAAAGGUUCUGUUUUGAUAUAGAAACUAAUGAAAGGCCAGGAACCAUAACUUUGCAAGCUCUUUCGGAAGCUAACAGAAGGCUAUGGAUGGAAGCCAUGGAUGGAAAAGAACCUAUAUACCACAGCCCCAUAACAAAACAGGAAGAAAUGGAGCUGAAUGACAUAGGGUUCAAGUUUGUUAGAAAGUGCAUCAAUGUCAUUGAGACAAAAGGGAUCAAGACAGAAGGAUUGUACCGUACUGUGGGCAGCAAUAUCCAGGUUCAGAAGCUGCUGAAUGCCUUUUUUGAUCCUAAAUGUCCAGGAGAUGUUGAUUUUCAUUAUAGUGACUGGGACAUUAAGACAAUUACCAGCUCCUUGAAAUUCUACCUCAGGAAUCUUUCUGAACCUGUCAUGACCUACAGACUUCACAAAGAGCUGGUCUCUGCUGCCAAGUCUGACAACCUGGAUUACCGGCUGGGAGCUAUUCAUUCCUUGGUAUAUAAGCUACCUGAAAAGAACCGAGAGAUGCUGGAACUUAUUAUAAGACACUUGGUCAAUGUAUGUGAGCACAGCAAAGAUAAUCUUAUGACCCCCUCUAACAUGGGGGUGAUCUUUGGGCCCACUCUGAUGAGAGCUCAGGAGGACACUGUUGCUGCCAUGAUGAACAUCAAAUUCCAGAACAUCGUGGUGGAAAUCCUAAUUGAGCACUUUGUCAAGAUCUAUUCAGGUCCACCUGAAGAAAGUGCUACACCUCCAGUGCCUCCACCUCGAGUGACAGCAAGAAGGCACAAACCAAUCACAAUUUCAAAGCGCUUGUUGCGAGAAAGAACAGUUUUUUAUACUUCUUCUGUGGAUGAAAGUGAAGAUGAAAUCCAACAUCAAACACCCAAUGGUGUUAUCACCAGCAGUAUAGAACCCCCCAAGCUACCACAAUACCCCAAACUGCCUAUUCAGAGGAGUGGGGAAGCUGAUACUGAGAGGCAGUCCCCAAGCAGGCUUGUUUCAGAUGGCAAGUUGGAGUCCUGUCCUGAAGUGGAUGUGGGGAAGCUGGUGUCUAGGAUGCAAGAUGGAGGAACCAAGGCCAUAUCAAAGGCCACCAAUGGACCUGUGCCAGGCUCUGGGCCCACCAAAGCACCCUCUUUCCAAAUAAAGAGACCAGCUCCUCGUCCCCUGACUCACCACAAGGAGGGAGACUCUGACAGUUUCAGCAAAGUGCGGCCUCUAGGAGAAAAGCCAACCAUUGUCCGUCCUCCAGUGAGGCCUCCAGAUCCUCCGUGCCGGGCAGCUACUCCCCAAAAGCCAGAACCAAAGGCAGAUAUUGUGGUUAGCAAUGCAGGGGGAAUCUCAUCGUCUGUGGUGGCUUCCAGGACCAGGUUCUUUGAAACAGCUUCCCGAAAAACAGGAAGUUCUCAAGGAAGACUUCCUGGAGAUGAGAGUUGAGGCCUCAGGUUUUGAAAUCCUUGGUCUCAGAGGAUCCUCCACAGGUUCUGGAAGGGUCUUCUUCAAACCCUUGUGUGUUGAGUCAUUUUGUGCUGAGGAGAGCAGCUUCUUCCUGGCCUUGCACCUUCAGGCUCUAGGAUGCUAUAAAAUAAGGGGCACAUGUCUUAGACACAGGUUUAUUUCUCCUAUGUAUUCUGUCUUCAUUCCCUCUGAAGAUCUAUGUUGAGCUACUAUAUGACUGUGAAUGGCUGAACACCCUCAAGCCAGACUGCAGAAACCAAGCUAUCUACUGACCUGAGUUGAAGAAAGGACCUUAGUUUUCAGCUCUUCUCUGAAUUUUACUGCCUCCUCAGAAGACCAUGGAACUCUGAAAGAUUUUGGACUAAAGACUGAUCUCAGAGGUCUUACCCUAAAGUAGAAGCUACUUGAGUUGGGGGCCAUUGCCCAUUGUAGAAGAGUAGGAAUGUUUGCUGAACAUUGGAGAAUAUUAACAUGUCUCUAACUAAGGAUAAGGAGGCUGGUACUAGGUUGGAGUUCUGGCACUGCAGUAUAUUACCAAGAACCUGUCUGCUCCUAUUGGGCCAGACAGCAUGAGUGAUGCCAAACACAACCUCUACAUGUGGACUCAAAAAGUGGCCUUCCUGUUUUUACAUAUAGCCACAUAGGACAAAUCUACAAAGAAUAUUUUGCAUGUUGAAGCCUAGGUUUUUUUGAGUUAUUUUUCCUGUUUUUUUUUUCCUGACAGCUUCAUUUCCAAACAAGAAAGAUACAAAAGCUGAAAAAUAGUUCUUUUAAAAAUGCAGGCUGUAUUUGUCCUGCACGAGUUCCAUUCCUGGGUCAAAUACUGGGAAAAAUUGUUAAGAUGGAUUGAGUCCAGGCAGCUGGCACUAUUGCUUCAUGUUUGCCUUAUACAGAUAAGCAAGCUCUUUUAUCUCCUCCAAGAAACAACUCCUAUCCCAGUGUCCGUGGAUUCAGAAACUCCACGAAGCUUCUGAAAUGGUAUGCAGAACUCCAUGACAAUGUGCCUUUUCUGGGGAGAUGGUCCAUAGCAUUCUACUGAAUUUCAGAUGGACCUGUGACCCGAUAAAGGUUAAGAACCACAGCACUUGAGAUAAAAGAUUCUAUUUACAACCCAUAAAGUAUAUGAUUGGAAGAGCCUUCCAAAAUUAUUUAUUCUAACUGCCUAAUUUACCUUUGGAGAAACUGAAACAAUGCAAGUUAUUAGCCAGGCCUAAACAAGAUCCUAGGUCCCUGGGUUCCCGUGCAAGUUUCUUUCCAUUUUACAACACUUGUCUUUAUGAUUGGUGGCUUUAGUGGUCAUCAUUUUGAGUGUUUGGUUUUUACCCUCUUUACUGAAUCCCACAUAUUUUUCAUCAAGUGGAAAACUUUAAGACAUAAGCUCCUGGUGUUCCAUUUGCCAUCUCAGUCAUUGGAAAAGUACUAAAACACAACUGGUUUAUUGAGUAGUCAAAAAUCUGAGUAAACAUCUCUGAGUCUUGUUUGUUGAUGGGAGGCUGCUGGAGAAAGUGUCAUUGCUUGUGUUCCCAUGCAGGUGUCUAGACCAUAGCCUGUCUUUAGAGUCUGUAUAUUUAUAAUGUGACCAAGUGUGACAGAAAGGAUUUUCCUACUUGGACCCUUCUAGCAAGACCCUGACUAUGGAACUGAGAGAGAAGCAUAGACAUGGGUGGGAAGAGGGGAAGGAGAGAAGGAAGGAGAGGGAGAUGGAUGAAGGGGAAAAGAGAGAAACACACAUUCUCAAACCGACUCUGAGAUGCCUUUGAAACAGUGUUACUGAAAGGUGAUAGUCACUUUCAAGACUGAACUCAACAUGGUUUAUUGGUGAAUUAGUAACAUGUAGGCUAAACACACUGAUAGCCUUGUGGAAGUUAUUGAGUGGAAACUUGAUGCCAUUCCCAAUAGACAUGCCCAAGUAGCCACAUAAAACUCUCUCAGCUCUACCCAGUCUCAAAGACCAAGUUAAUAAGAACCAGUAGCAAGAAAGCCAAGUAGCCAUCAUUCUACCUGCUACUCACCCCCAAAGGAAUUUUCUGUGAGACUACUGGCCUCACCCAGGAAGUUCUUGUUGAGCCCUGGUCUCAGAGCUGUGGCGUCUUUGUUCUGCCCCCAUUAGAUGAAUGAUUAAAGCAAGCGGGUGUGUAGAUUUUGGCCACAUAUUGAAAGAUUAUUGAGAACCAGAGAAAGCCACUGCAGUCCCAGUUGAAUAGGUGUCCUAGAAAUGUGACCAUGAGAUUGCUGUGUGUUUUCUGGGACAUAUAUAGAUCAAGACCCUGAGCUAGAAAGUUGGGACCACCAGUAUGGCUGGAUGUCAGGAAGCAGUAACUGGAUAGCUCUGCCCCUGCCCUAGUCUAUACCCAAAGAAUGCCCCCAAAUGAACCUCAGAGCCUCCUCUUUUGCACUCUGAUUUAAAGAGCAAAAACUUUUGUGGUGAGGCACACCAUCAUGGAAUGAAACUGUCUUGGCUCAGGCUUAAUGGAUGAAUAGUCAUUCAGAAGAGGCUAUUGGAAUGGGAUGAUAAUUGAAGAGUGACAACUAUAGGAAAUUACCUACAUACCUUGGCCAGAAGGUUAGAUAAACUGUCAGUGGAUGAACUGUAAAUCUUGAACUGACAGUAAUAACAUUUAUUAAGCACCUACUAAGUUCUAAGUGCUUUAUAUACAUAAUCUCCUUUGUCCUUACAACAAUCAUGCAGAGAUGCUAUUCUCCUCAUUUUACAGAUAAAAGAUUUAUGGCCCAGGAGGCUAAAGUAACUGGCUCAAAUUCACACAGAAAGUAAAUGACAGGACCGUGGCUUGAAAUCCAGGCCUCUCUGACUCCAUGCUGGUUUCCCUUUGUCACAGAGAAGCUACAUUACUGGAAUUGGCAUGACUCUAUGACUUUUUCUCCCUAAUAAAAUAUUAGAAGGCCAGAAUUUGAGGGGAAUUUGGGGAUGCAGGUCUAGUUUACAGGGGAACAAAAACUGAGCCGAAAGAGAUUUCUGAGUUGGGCUUUCUCCUCACCUUCCAUUUAUGCAUUCUGUAAUGUUUUUAAAAGGAUCAUUCAAUUUAACCUUGUGAAAUGAAUGGUUUACUUUUUAGUUGGUAGUUGUUGAGUCCUUGGCUUAGCUGUUUUUCAAAGGAAAAAGGAUCCUUGUAUGUGUCUAUGUACUUUACCAAGGCUGUAGCAUGUGUAUUUUCAGUCCAAGAGAUUGGAGAUAUCCACACAGACAGUUUAAGAAUCAAAAAAGGUAUUUGUGGCUCUCUGGUACUUAUUACCUUGGGGUAAAAUCGUUACAACGUUUUCUGUGGUGAUCGCAAAAUUAAGAGGUAGUGUAGAAUAAGAAAUGUUAUUGAAGUUUUUGCUUAAAAAAUGUGGGGAGGUUGUCCAGCUACAGGAUGUGGAUGUAAAAUUCAGCAUCUGAUUUCAGUAAUGAAACAGUGUCAUAUAGAGUAUAAAAUAACUGGUUUUGUGGGAAAGGAUUCUUCCCUUUUCUAGAACUUCCUUGAUUAUGUAAUAACUAGAAUAGAGUAGAAGAAGAUGUAUCUCUGUGGCCAGAAAACACAUUGCUUUCAAAAGAACGUAGAUCAAUGAUAUUAGUUUUAACGUAGCUGCAAGCAAAUGGCCUUGACACAUUACAAUCCCCAAAAGCUUCAGAAGCAUGUAAAAAUUUCAGACGGAAGCAAGAUACCUUGAAAAGAUGUUUCUGAUGAAGAAGAAACCUUCAUUUUCAUGAAGCACUUGAUGCCAAGGACAUUAAUAGAUGCUAGAAAGACUGCCUAUGUGAAAUACAUAUAUAACAGACAAAAGAAGGAGGUCCUUGGGCCCAUUCAUGUGACUUUCAAUAAAAUAUGCAGACUCUUUA